CGCUGAAACGCUGACGCAGCGCGCAAACUCUCGCGAAAGUAGCAACCGAUUCGACCAAAAUGCUAAUUCUCAGCUAUUUCCGGGUCAGGAGGAGUCUGUGGAGGACAGCACGACAGGUGGAGUGAUUACUGGACAGAUUUUGGACUAAACGGACUGGACUGUCGACUGCUCUGUUAACCACAGCGGUGUGUGGCCGCAGUAGCUAACUGCUCCUAGCUAGCUAGCUAGCCGACCGCUGACCGAUAGCCCACCCGCUGGUCGCAUGAAGUAAAUUUGACCGGGCGAGGGUAAGAGGAUGGCGGAGCGGGAUAUGCCGCCGGGAGACCUGCCUCUGCAGUCAUCUUCCGAUGCUUUAGAAAGUUCUGGGAGACAAAACUCCUCAGAUGAAAACGGACACGCUGAGAGUCCAGAUGACACUCUCUCCCCGACCUCAGUGAUUUACUUCAAGGAGGCUUUAAACUCCGCGAACUUGAGGUUUGGGAAGGCUGGGUCGCUGUCACCCACUUCGCUUCGACAGUAUGACUUCCAGAUUGAGAGAAUCGAGUCAAGGCGCAGAAAUCCCAAGGAUCCCAUUGCAAUCGAAAGGCUUAACUUGAUGAACAUGGCCAAGCUGAGCAUCAAGGGCCUGAUUGAGUCAGCUCUCAACCUCGGACGCACGCUUGACUCCGACUAUGCACCUCUCCAGCAGUUCUUUGUUGUAAUGGAGCACUGUCUGAAACAUGGGUUGAAAACUAAGAAGUCCUUCCUGGGGCAGAACAAGUCAUUCUGGGGGGCGUUGGAGCUGGUUGAGAAGCUGACCCCUGAGGCAGGAGAGAUCACCGCCAGUGUAAAAGACCUGCCUGGCCUCAAAACUCCUUUAGGAAGAGGGCGUGCCUGGUUACGACUGGCCUUGAUGCAGAAGAAGCUCUCCGACUACAUGAAGACCAUCAUUAACAGAAAGGACCUGCUCAGUGAAUUCUACGAGCCGAAUGCCUUGAUGAUGGAGGAGGAGGGAGCUGUCAUCGCCGGACUGCUCGUCGGACUAAAUGUCAUCGAUGCCAAUCUGUGUAUGAAGGGAGAGGACUUGGACUCUCAGGUCGGGGUGAUUGAUUUUUCGAUGUACCUGAAAGACGGCGGACACAGUAGUAAGAGUGCAGAGGGUGACGGUCAGAUCACAGCGAUUCUCGAUCAGAAGAAUUACGUGGAGGAGCUGAACAGACAUUUAAGUGCAUCGGUAAAUAACCUCCAGGCAAAGGUGGACGCUCUGGAAAAGUCCAACACAAAGCUAACAGAGGAGCUUGCAGUGGCAAAUAACAGGAUCAUCACCUUACAAGAAGAUGUGGAGAGAGUAAAAGAGGAGAGCUCAUAUCAGCUGGAGUCCAGAAAGGCGUUAAGAAGCGACUCGGCAGCAGACGGACAAGCGCUGGGUGAAACACGCAAGCAGCUCAAAGAGGAGACUCUGCUUCGAUUGGAUGUGGAGAAGGAGCUGGAGGUGCAGAUCGGGAUGAAGCAGGAGAUGGAGCUGUCGAUGAAGAUGCUGGAGAAAGACAUCUGUGAGAAGCAGGACGCUCUGGUGGAGCUCAGACAGCAGCUGGAAGACCUUCGUGCCAUCAACCAGCAGCUUGGCCACAAGUCACAGAGCGCAGAUGCCAGCUCUAAACAGAAGAGUGAAGUCAUCGCUCGCCUGGAGGAGAAAAUAAACCAGAUGUCAGGGACUGUAAAACAGCUGGAGAACAGUGAGAAACAUUUUGUGAAGCAGGCCAGAAACCUGAACUCAACAGCGGGGAAGCUGCUCCAGCUGCAGCAGUAGCGGAGCCUCUCCGCUACUGCCCGCUUUCAUAAAUCUGAAUACAAACAUACAACCCUGCCUAAUAUAGAAAUAACCGAACUAGGAUGUUAUCUUUUCUGUACGAUGCUCCUUUGUUGUUGAAAAUAAAAACCAUCUUCCCACAACCUCCUGCAGUGGCUCUCCAGCAUCAGCUUUGAGUAGUGUGGACUGAAUCGAUCCUUUUAGCAGCCCUCAAUCCUUGUGUUCUCUGACAGAUGUCUUCGCCGCAUCAGAGUUAUACUUUUAUUUGGUAGGCAUUUCUUAAAAAUACCCCAUUAAUGCUUUUUGGCAAAGGUAAGACGAGAAUAUGGCAUGGUGUCUGUAAGUCCACUGUGGACAGCUCUAAGAUUUGAUGGACUGAUGAUGACCUAUGUGCCAAUGGACACAUCCUGGAUAUUUGGGCGCUAGUGGACGUGCUGUAAUGUUAUUCCAAAGAAUUGGACCAGUACCAGAGACUGUGCUUGAGUAUUUUCAACCAACAAAUACUGACAGAAUAAAAAGAGGACAGAAUCUGAACAGAUGUUUAGGGACUGAUAUCCAGGGGUUUUGCUGUCAUUUGGUGAUCCACAUUCAAGUGUCGAAAGGCCGGGACAAGAUAGAGUAAGAUAAAGUAAGAGAUAAAGAUAAAGCAAGAAGGAAAAGGGCAAAAUUAAUUUAUUAAUUUUGAAUUGUAUGUGAGCAUAACAUUGGUGUAAACUGUAGUAAUAAUUAGGCUAAUAAAACAAUAAACAAAAACAGCCUGCUUCAUCUUCUUUGGCUAAAGUUUCCCUGUUGUCCCCGUUGGCUUUCAGUCUUCAGAUCUUUUUAUUAUGUUUGUGUUUAUUUUAGUUUUAGUUUUAGAAGACAUCCCUUCCCGACCAUGUUUCUUUUCAUCGAGUUUUUUAUUUUAUCAUAAG
This is a messenger RNA of Xiphias gladius (swordfish), 2703 nucleotides long. It is a transcript of the gene rufy3, whose product is annotated as RUN and FYVE domain containing 3. Gene Ontology annotation, cellular component: cytoplasm. Gene Ontology annotation, biological process: regulation of axonogenesis. Bases 296 to 1789 code for a protein of 497 amino acids. Gene Ontology annotation, molecular function: metal ion binding. NCBI's taxonomy places the organism in Eukaryota, Metazoa, Chordata, Actinopteri, Istiophoriformes, Xiphiidae. The record is from RefSeq and is a predicted model, not a curated record. The transcript has 13 exons.